AUGUCGGCUCCUCAGAUGGUCCAGUGCUUCGGCAAGAAGAAGACGGCCACCGCUGUCGCCCACUGCAAAAAGGGCAAGGGCCUCAUCAAGGUCAACGGCAAGCCCCUCCACCUCGUCCAACCCGAGAUCCUCCGCUUUAAGGUCUACGAACCAAUCCUCCUCCUCGGCCUCGAUCGCUUCGCUGAAGUCGACAUCCGUGUGCGCGUGACUGGUGGUGGCCACACCAGCCAGAUCUAUGCUAUCCGCCAGGCCAUCGGCAAGUCCAUCGUUGCCUACUACCAGAAAUACGUCGACGAGUUCACCAAGAACACCCUGAAGCAGGCGCUAGUGCAGUACGACCGUACCCUGCUGGUCGCCGACAACAGACGGUGCGAGCCCAAGAAAUUCGGCGGUCCCGGCGCGAGAGCACGGUACCAGAAAUCGUAUCGUUAA
This is a messenger RNA of Cyphellophora europaea CBS 101466, 432 nucleotides long. Its product is annotated as 40S ribosomal protein S16. Gene Ontology annotation, molecular function: RNA binding; structural constituent of ribosome. Lineage: Eukaryota; Fungi; Ascomycota; Eurotiomycetes; Chaetothyriales; Cyphellophoraceae. Gene Ontology annotation, biological process: maturation of SSU-rRNA from tricistronic rRNA transcript (SSU-rRNA, 5.8S rRNA, LSU-rRNA); translation. Bases 1 to 432 code for a protein of 143 amino acids. The record is from RefSeq and is a predicted model, not a curated record. The transcript has 3 exons. Gene Ontology annotation, cellular component: cytosolic small ribosomal subunit; ribosome.